AUGCUGCCCUCGGGAUCGAUUCUAAGCACGCUUGCUGCCCAGCACCCGCUGGGUGGCCUCAGUGUGCAGCCGCAAUCUCGCCAGCAGCCGGCCGGCGUGCCGACCGCCCCUCCCAGACGUGAACCGUUCCCGGCCUGGAGUGCAAUCGACGAGGCCAAGAAAAAGGCAGAUGCCUUUGGCAAAGAAGCGGCUCGUGAAUACGAUGUGGCGAGCAAGAAGGCCCAGGACAAGGCGGGCAAGAUCGAGCCCUGGAGCCCCAAAUACUAUGCGGCGUGUACUUUUGGCGGCUUGCUGGCGUGUGGCCUGACCCACACAGCUGUGACGCCGCUUGAUCUGAUCAAAUGCCGUCGCCAGGUCGACUCGAAGCUCUAUCAGAGCAACAUGCAGGCAUACCACAAGAUCCGUGCAGCUGAGGGUCUUCGUGGAGUCGUCACGGGCUGGGGACCGACGUUCUUUGGCUACAGUGCCCAAGGAGCCUUCAAGUACGGUGGGUACGAGUUCUUCAAGAAGUUCUACAGCGACCUGGUGGGCCAGGAACGAGCCAGCCGGUGGAAGACCUCGAUCUACCUGACGGCCAGUGCCUCGGCAGAACUGAUUGCGGACGUCGCUUUGUGCCCGUUCGAGUCGGUGAAGGUGCGCAUGCAGACGACUAUCCCGCCUGAUAUCCGCGGUACUUUCAGUGGCAUCAGCAGCGUCGUUUCCAAAGAGGGCGUGGCCGGACUGUACAAGGGCCUGUACCCGCUGUGGGGCCGCCAAAUCCCCUACACAAUGAUGAAGUUUGCCUCUUUCGAGACGAUCGUCGAAGCCAUCUACCACAAUCUGCCCGGCCAGAAGUCCGACUACAACAAGGGUGCCCAGACGGCUGUGGCAUUCAGCGGUGGGUACUUGGCCGGCAUCUUGUGCGCGGUGGUGUCGCACCCGGCCGAUGUGAUGGUGAGCAAGCUCAACGCUAACCGACAGGCCGGCGAGGCAUUCGGGGCGGCGAUGAGUCGUAUCUAUGGUGACAUCGGGUUCCGCGGACUGUGGAAUGGAUUGCCCGUCCGAAUUGUGAUGAUUGGGACUUUGACUGGAUUGCAGUGGAUGAUGUAUGACGUUCUUUGCUACGACUCGUUCAAGAUCUUCAUGGGUCUACCCACGACGGGAGGAACGGGCGAGAAGAAGAAGGGACACUGA
Messenger RNA from Penicillium alfredii, 1173 nucleotides. RefSeq names its product putative mitochondrial phosphate carrier protein. The coding region runs from base 1 to 1173 and encodes 390 amino acids. Lineage: Eukaryota; Fungi; Ascomycota; Eurotiomycetes; Eurotiales; Aspergillaceae. The record is from RefSeq and is a predicted model, not a curated record. The transcript has 6 exons. Gene Ontology annotation, biological process: mitochondrial phosphate ion transmembrane transport. Gene Ontology annotation, cellular component: mitochondrial inner membrane. Gene Ontology annotation, molecular function: phosphate transmembrane transporter activity.